This is a messenger RNA of Prorocentrum cordatum, 522 nucleotides long. Lineage: Eukaryota; Dinophyceae; Prorocentrales; Prorocentraceae. The record is from the annotation of a GenBank genome assembly.
GGGCUCGCGUUCGCAGAGCCCCAGCGCACGGCUCUCGUACGCCCACCUGCACGAGCUCGAGGCCCGCUUCCGCGGCGGCCUCUAUGGCGCGCGAGGCACCCUCGACCACCCGCGGCAGGGCGUGGCGGUGCUGGACAUCCAGGUGGCGCCCGCGGCGCACGGCCACGCCGCGGACGGCCGGGACGAGGAGACGCGGCGGAGCCGCCGGCGGUGGCCUUCGCGGCGCUCCGCGACGGGUGCAUCGCCAUGUACCCGCUGGAGCAGCCAGGCCCCGGAGCGGCGGCCGCGCAGGCGGGCGCGAGGCCGCGGCAGGCGCUGCCCACUCGCGAGCUGACGCCGAAGCUCGGCGGGGGCCCCGCGCUCUGCUGUCUGCCGGUGGGCGUGCCGCGCCAGACCCCCGCGGAGGCGGCGGCGCCAGCCCCGGGAAUCCUCGCGGCUGGCUAUGCCCUCGGGCGCCUGGCCGCCUGGGAACUGCCCUCAGGGAACCGGUGCACGCCGGGCUGCUGGGAGGCCCGGGGAUGA